UGGAUAAGUAAGAAUACUAAUUAUUAUAAAUAACGUUCUACAAAUGGCACUUGUUCGAUGUACUCAACGACUGAAUUAUAUAUUUUUACCAAUGUUUUCAAAUUCAGUCCUUUAUCAUCAUUCUAUGAAGUCCAUAGAUUCGGUUUCAACAAUGCCAGUUAUAAAACAAGAAACAAUACAAAAAAUAGGACAAUUAUCGUUACUUAAUGUUGAUGACGAUUAUGGUUUAUCUGUUCUAAAAGCUGCAAUUAUUUUUACAGAAAAUUUACGCAAUACAAAGAUUAAUAAAGAAAUUGAACCCAUGUAUAGUCCAUUUGAGACAGAAUCCAUGCUUUUGCGAAAUGAUAAUGUAGAGCAUAACAUAUCUAAAAAAGAAAUCUUAAUGAAUGCUGUUAUUACAGAGGAAGAAUAUUUUGUAGCUCCAUUGCAGACUAUCGUACAAGCAUCAUGAAUAUAGGAAACAUACUAAAGGAAUUAAGUUCACAUUUUAUUAGUCUUACAGAAUGUGGGCUUAAAUAUGGCCCUCAAGGUAAAAUGCUACUAAGAAAUCUUGAAGAACAAUGGUUUCUAAAUUGCAUUACAAUGUCACGCUAUAAUAUAUUCUUAUCAGAUGAAUUUAAUCAGACUUUAAA
Molecule: messenger RNA, 632 nt
Organism: Bombus pascuorum
Lineage: Eukaryota; Metazoa; Arthropoda; Insecta; Hymenoptera; Apidae
Gene: GatC
Product: glutamyl-tRNA(Gln) amidotransferase subunit C, mitochondrial
Exons: 1
Coding region: 44-451 (135 amino acids)
Biological process (GO): regulation of translational fidelity; glutaminyl-tRNAGln biosynthesis via transamidation
Molecular function (GO): glutaminyl-tRNA synthase (glutamine-hydrolyzing) activity
Source: RefSeq, a predicted model, not a curated record